CUUCAGGAUUGCCGUUGGACGGUGGCUACUUGUAGGUGACACGUAACUAAAGUUAAAGGUACCGUGUAGGCCUCGCUGGUUGCGCUGCACAGAGGAAAAACUAGGGAGUCCCUUUUCAAUGGGUUUGUGUUGCCGACUGUUUUUCGCCAAGGAGAAAAGCAAUCUUCAGGCACCGACGGCACAGAAACCCUUCAUCGCCCAAUGAAGAAAGCGAAUAAACUUGGCAAUCCAGUCGUAGUCCAACAAUUCCCGUCCACAGAGAGUAGCGAAGUGUUGGGAACUUUAUUUUCUUUUGCUGGGAAGGCGUUUCGCUCACUUUCUGCACCAUUUCGCAGCGGCCAGCACAGCCCAGACCACUUCCCCCCUCGCCUGGAGCGGCCGGUUGAGAUGCGCGUCACAUUUCGGAGCUGGGAAAGUUGAGAGAAGAGAAAACCAAAGUUGGGAAAAGUUAUCCGAAGUUUCGCUGCCUGUGGGGUGCCGGGUCAUCUGGGAAAGGGGGUGACUAUGGGCAACGGAAUGUGCUCCAGGAAACAAAAAAAGAUCUUCCAGUCUCUCCUGUUGCUCACCCUGGUUUUUGGACUAAUUUAUGGCGCGAUGAUAUCGUACGAAAUGCACAAGCAGCUCAAGAGAACGGAGGCACUGGCAGUGAAAUACCAGCAGCACCAGGAGUCUUUAUCGGCGCAGUUACAAGUUGUUUACGAACACAGGUCAAGAUUGGAAAAGUCCUUGCAGAAAGAGAGACUUGAACACAAGAAGGCUAAAGAAGAUUACCUUGUGUACAAGCUGGAAGCACAACAGACACUAACUAAAGAAAAACAAGAUGCCAACAACAGGAUUAACUCCUUGAAUAUGCAACACCAAAUGCUAAAGAACCAGCAUGAUGACCUGAAGAAACAGUUCUAUGAUCUUCAAGAACAGCACCAGCUCCUGGGAGAUGAUCACAACAAAGCACUGAGUGAUCACAAACAGACAUACGAUCAUCUGCAGCAGAUGAAGGAGAUGGAGAUCUCUAAACUAAAAGAGAACAUCUAUAACCUGCGUGAAGAGAACAAGCAACUGAGAAAAGCUCACCAGGAUGUUCAUAUGCAGCUCCUGGAUGUCAGGCAACAGCACAAGGAUUUAAAGUCGGCACACGACCAACUUGCAAUGACUCUAGAAGACCACAAGAGUGCGCUGGCUGCUGCACAGGUCCAAGUGGAAGAAUUUAAGCAGCUCAAAGAUACCCUUAAUAAAAUACCCAGUUUCAGACAAACGGGGUACAACAAGACACCUGCGCCCCAGGCAGUGCAAGCAAGGCAGGAGCUACAGGGGACCACCCCUGAGCACCAGGCUGGCCCCGAGGAGCACCCAGAAGCCAAAGAACAGAGCCGUGACCAGCCCGAGAAUCCCGCUGAGGAGCGCGAGGCCCCAGAAGAGCCGACGGAGCGGCACCGCGGCCCUGAGAGAGCGGGAGACCACGAGGAGGAGCCCGAGCCCGGGCAGGAGGAAGAGAGACGGAGGGAGCUGGCGGAGGAGGAGAUGGAGCAGGCCGGGCAGCCGCAGCGCUUGGCAGAGGAUAUGGAGCAGCCGCAGGAGGAUGAGGAGAGGGGGCAGGAGGAGGAAGAGAAGAAGCCCGAGCCCUGGCAGCAUCGGCAGGAGCGCCCACAGGUGCCGCAGGACGACAACGCGCUGGCCCGGGACCAGGAAGAAACGCAGACCCACACGCCCCCGCAGGCCCCGCAGCGCGUGAAGUCCCCCUACGAGGAGCAGCUGGAGCAGCAGCAGCUGGCGGCCCAGCGCGCGGAGGAGGCCCGCAGGCUGAGGGCGCAGCAGGACGCCCUGCAGCAGCAGAGGCUGAAGGAGCACCUGGAGCGGCAGCAGAGGGAGAGGGAGAGGGAGCUGCAGCUGCAGAGGGAGGCCGACCGCAGAGAGGAGCUCCUGAGAGAGCAGCAGCGCAGACAGAAGAGCCAGUAUGAAAACAUAGAUGCAGACAUCGUGCAAGGAGAGGCGGAGCAGCAAAACGGGGAGCACGGAGAGGUGAACAAACAAACCGAAAAGGAGGACGAGGAGAAGCACGGCAAAGGCGAUCGCGUCCAGGAAGAGCCUGCAGAGGACAUGAACCCAGAGGAUGAUCCGAACAACCAGGGCGAGGACGAGUUCGAGGAGGCGGAGGAGCGGCAGGAGAACGUUCCAGAAGGGAACGGCGAACGCCGGGAAGUGGAGAGGAGGGUCAGGCCAGAGAUGGGCGAGCAGCUGGUGUUGGCAGGGAACCCGGAUCAGCAGGAGGAUAAUCUGGAUGAGCAGUACCAGGAGGAGGGGGAGGAGGAGGUCCAGGAUGAUCUAGGUGGAGCCCCUAAAAGAGAGGAAGAGGAGAACGAGGAUGGCCCCUACAAUGAAGAGAAUGAGGAACACGCCCCAGAAGGUCCAGAGAAGGAGGACAAAGCUCCUGAGGAAGAGCAGCGCAAACCAGAGGCCGAAGAGGAGAAUUACGAGGAAGAGGACGAGGAGGAGGAGGGAGAAGGGGGAGCACGCGAGGCUCACCCGCAUCGGCGGGCGGAGAUGUGAGGACACCCUUCGUCUGAAAACCGUUCCAGCUGCCGGUGAGGCAGCAGCCCACUGGAGGACUUUCCACACCUUUUUCUCCUUUGCUCCACAGCAGGAAUACGAAUACUCCGCGGUUACAGAAGAGGUGUGUAUUUUGAAUAAUGGUUGAAAUCUAGCAAGGGACAACAGAGGUACGCAAAGGAAAAAAAUAAAAGAAUAUAUACGAGUAGAAACUUGGAACAGUUGUGAAAGGCUCUGUGACAAUUCUUUGGAAAGGGACGCUAUACCAAAUUCAGAAUGAACUCAAGAUAGUUUAAAAAAAUUAGUUGAAGCUUAUUUGGAAUCAGAAAAGAUCAUUAUUUUUAGCAGAAUGCUUGAGUCCUGUAAUCUUGCUCUUUUUUUAAUUAAAAAUUGUGUGUUUUAUAAGACUUUUUUUAAACUGAAAACAUUUAUGUUUUAAAUGAUGCUUUAUCUUACCCCUUAAAUCCCUUAUCCCUUAAACGCUAUUAUUCCAGUGACCUUCCAGUAUCCGGCUAUUUGUGUAUCCCAGAUUUACAGUAAUUAGGUUCCCACCAACCAUAUUCAGCAAAUCCCAUCCUGCUGCACACACCUAAUCUCGGUUCCAAUUGUGUCCGAAAAAUACUUCUCGAUUUCAAUAACAUUUCUCCAUGAUCGCUCAGAUAUUACUUCCAUGCUUUACAUUGUAUAAUCCUGACAGGUUAUUGAAACAUUAUAUUUUUUCAUUUGUUAUGUUUUUAAAUUGAGAGUCACCAAUUUUAUUGCCAAAUAUCUGCUUUUCACAUCUUGGCUCACUGCUGUGAACACUGUAACCACGUGUAGGGGAGAACGAAGAAGUGCAGUCUCCUCUGGCUCCUCCCACCUUUAAGCUCCUCCUCUUUUAAUGUGUCAGAGGCACCUGAGCCCCCUGCUGGAGGUUCAGGAUAUCUCUCGGCUGUAGCACUGCCCAUAUGUGAGCCUGUUGCUCUCUGCAGGGUUUGUGGCAUUUAGCAGGGGCUGGGCUAGCCAACCCUCAGCACAAAUCAGCCAAUCACACGCCACCAUCAGGGGACGUUUUUGGUCCCAGUCAGCUAGUGACCUGACUCAGACUCGAAACCGUGACACCUGGAACAUAGAGCUCACUUGCACUGCACAGCCCCUGUUCCCGUUGAGCCACUCAGCAGGCCCUCUCACACCUGCUUCUUAGUGAACAGAAGAGCCAGCAAAAAUUUCCCUUACAGGUGGAGUGCAAUAGAUGGAUUGUUUUUUCCAUUUUUAUUUACAAAGGAGGCCAAAACUAUUAUAAGGUGUAUGGUGGCAACACUUCAGGCAACGCAUAGCAUUUACACAAAUGUGUUGCCUUGUGUUUGUUAAUUUUCCAAAAAGUAAAGUAUAGCAUUGAAUUAAACAGUCCAGGUGUUCUCUUGGGCAAAAGGAAUGUCUAUAUUAUCCAGCGCCAUAGGAGUGUGAGUCAGGAAUACUGGUAAACCUGUUUCCAAAGUGUAACAUUAUGGACGUACGGUAUUUUGUUUUCUGUUCUACACUCUUUGGCUAACAAAAGAGCUAAUGAAAGGAGUUUUUUUUUGUUUCCAUCUGUAGGGGUAUUCCUAUUUGCUUCUGGUGACGGGUCUCAGGGAGGUCAUGAAUUUUAUAUUACGUUUGUGGAUUUCCCUCUAUUGUCACAAGUUAUGAAAAUACAUAUGUUUUGCGCCAGCCUUACUUACAUUAGUUACUUAAUGUACAGUAAGUCCAUGACAACUAGUUUAGUCUAGGGCUGAAACUGUAUCAGUAAGUUUGGGGAACGUGAAUUUCUGGUCAAAGUAACUGGACUAAAAGUAGUUUUCUCUGAAAGUACAGGUAUUGAGAUUACUUGUGUCCUGCAGUGAGAUCAUUAAGGAACAGUACCUUAAGUCUGCACUGUAAAACACAGGAAUGCCCUAAUAAACAGUGUAGAUAUAUUCUAUGGGGGAUUAUAAACAGAACUGACAAACGGAGAAUCAAAUUAAAUCUGUUUGGGCUUAAAGAACAAAUACAAAUACUGUUGAAAACGAAUUUUGUCCCCACUUUUGGGUACUAUUGUUUAUAUCAUAAUGAAGUAUUUUGUGUGUGUGUUUUUUAAGUUUAUGAUUUUUUAAUAGGAAACAUUUUACACUGUAUAAUAGAAAUUAUACAUCGUACAUUCCGAGCAAUUUCUAACCCCUUUAUUUAUUUUACAGCAUUGUAAUUCCAAGAUAAAUAUCAUUUCGCAAUAUUUUUGUAUUUGUCCCCACUACUCCACAAAAUCACAUCUUUAAUACGGUAAAAUGUUGGAAUAGAUUGCUCAUGUACCACUGUAAUAUAUAUUAUAUAUAAAUUUGUACAUAAUUUUUUUCAGAACCUGAAAAAGAUGUUAUAUUUGGUUAAAGAAUAAUGCUUUGUAAUGAAAUGCUGCAACUUGUAACUUGAGAUGAACUGAAUACCAAAUAAAGGUGGGUGGAGGGCG
Molecule: messenger RNA, 5002 nt
Organism: Lepisosteus oculatus (spotted gar)
Lineage: Eukaryota; Metazoa; Chordata; Actinopteri; Semionotiformes; Lepisosteidae
Gene: golim4a
Product: golgi integral membrane protein 4a
Cellular component (GO): Golgi membrane; Golgi apparatus
Source: RefSeq, a predicted model, not a curated record